Messenger RNA from Effrenium voratum, 1150 nucleotides. NCBI's taxonomy places the organism in Eukaryota, Dinophyceae, Suessiales, Symbiodiniaceae. The record is from the annotation of a GenBank genome assembly.
AGGGGUUUUGGAUUUUUUUUCAAUGGUCUGCCCAACGGGUCUGGAGGGGUUUCGGAAUUCUUUUUCAAUGGUCUGCCCAACGGGCCCGGGGGGAUUCGUUUUUCAAUGGUUCGCCCAACGGGUCGCACCUAGGGCGCUUCGGGUGGGAUCUGCCCCGGCUCAGGUCGAGAGGACCCUGCCAGGGGGGCACUUCUGGCGGGACCCAGCCCCGGCUCAGGUCGGUUACAUCCUGGCCAAGAGGACCCUGGCAAUUCAGGUCCUGGUUGAGAGGAUCACCCAGGGCACCUAGGGCACCUGGGCGGGACCCGCCCCGGCUCAGGUCGGUAGGGCACCCAGGGCACCUAGGGCACCUGGGGGUCAGUUACGGGCGCGCUCGCUUACGUCUGACAUCCACGAUAAAAAGAACGCAGUUUUUCACCUGCAGGUCGCGGACCUCCACCAGGCCGCAUUGCUUGCCCUAGUGGCGAUGGUAGUCAUCUUGACUCUUGCUUGCCGGUCCUUUUUCUAUAGGGCGGACAACAAAAUGGUCCGACUAAAGGGACGGCCCUCGGCUCACGCGGCUCGAGGGCCGCCAUUUCCGGAAAAAAACACCAUUUUGUUUGUUUUUCCGUAAAUUCAGCUUUGCGUGGUUUUUGAGCGUGAUUUUGCAUGACAGGUUGCCGGUGUUGCGUUUUUCUCAUGAUUUUCACGUUGUCGGUCGUGUUUGGAAAGAGCUUCCCCAAGCACGUGAGCCUUGUGAAGGCGAGAUUCGGGGACGUUCUGGGGUCGGGCGGCAGGGAACCGCUCGCGGGUGCAAAGACUUCGACGUGCAGAUCUUCUCGCAGUGGAUCCAAUUCGUGCUACUGGGGACUCUGUGGCUGGGCACCUGUGCGGAUUGGUGUCAACUCGGCCUUUGAGCAGUGUUUCAGGCUUUGUUUUGACAUCGAGGCAUACUGUUUGGGUCCCAACUCGCCAAUCUGCCCGUGUAUCUUUGGAAAUCGUGACCUCGUUGAGCCAGGCACUGCGAACUUUUGAGCUUCCGCCCGGGCCCUCGCCGCGUUCCAUUGUCAUGGCCAAGAAGUCCCGUGCAGGUUAUUGUCAUUUGAUCUUUGUCACCAAUCUGUCAGCCCCCUUGAUCUUUGACCCAGUGAACCCCUGGAACCCCUGGAAC